Messenger RNA from Achroia grisella, 6549 nucleotides. It is a transcript of the gene Dab, whose product is annotated as protein disabled. NCBI's taxonomy places the organism in Eukaryota, Metazoa, Arthropoda, Insecta, Lepidoptera, Pyralidae. The coding region runs from base 353 to 4933 and encodes 1526 amino acids. The transcript has 19 exons. The record is from RefSeq and is a predicted model, not a curated record.
AACUGUGUCAUUAUAUACAUAUUGACAGACUGUACAACACAGUUUCAUUGAGUAAACGGCAAAAGUUGCACAAAGUAAUAGACAGCUACGAAUAUUGAUUAGGGGUUGACGUUGUGCCUGUGUGCGCGGCACCCUUCACAUCACAGUGGCAGUGUGCGCGGUGCGCGCGCUGUGUGAGUGCGUGCGUUUUGCUGCCCACUGCCCAUGUGCUAGCGAACUUACGGCCGGGUAUACUGUGCCGUACAAACCAAUUAUUAACACUAAUGAUAAUUUUACAAAAGAUUCAAUACCUCCACGAGAAAACCACGCAAAAACGAGCCACGACGUGAUACAGAAAGAUUAAACAUUCUCGAUGUUUAAUCACAAGUUACCGACUGACUUUCCAAUGCAAACCCUCCGUAAGAAAACCAGCCCUUGCAAAUACAAGAACGAGCCGGGCCGAUUUCUUGGCGAAGGUGUGUCAUUUCGCGCCAAAUUGAUUGGUGUUUUGGAGGUACCAGAAGCGCGCGGAGACAGGAUGUGCCAGGAGGCGCUAGCGGAUCUAAAAAUGGCGAUCAGGGCAGCUGGCGAGCACAAACAACGCAUACAGGUCCACGUCGCCAUCGAUGGGUUACGACUGCGUGAUGAUAAAACUGGUGAUUCCCUGUACCAUCAUCCGGUUCACAAGAUAUCGUUCAUCGCACAAGACAUGACUGACUCGCGUGCGUUUGGAUACAUUUUCGGUUCCCCAGACACGGGCCAUCGGUUCUUCGGUAUCAAGACUGAUAAAGCAGCUAGUCAAGUAGUAAUAGCAAUGAGGGACUUAUUCCAAGUAGUGUUUGAAUUGAAGAAGAAGGAAGUAGAAAUGGCCAAGCAACAGUUGGAGGGCAAGACAGUCACCAGCACUCUAGCGAGACAUACGACGAGUAUAGUGGAAACUAAAGCCAAGAGUAUAACGACGAUCGGCGAAAAUAAUUCAUCAACGUCUAAAAGCACUGAGACUGGUGCAGAAGGCGGCGUGGCGGAACUAGUUGACUUAGAACAGGAACUGAGUUCAUUAAGAAGAGGACUCACGCAAGUGGAAGGACUGACACCGUCCACGGACCCUUUUGGCGACUCAUUUAUAAUGCCAUCGUCUCAGAAGGGCCUGUUGCCUCCGCCGCCUUCGGGCAGUUCGAGCCGCGGGCGCAGCACCCCCGCCGCCCGCGCCGCGCUCAGCCCCGGCAAGGGCUCCGCGCCGCCGGCCGCCUCGGCCUCCGCCCCCGCCGCCGCCCCUUCAGCUUCCACGCCCCUGCCUUUCGACUUGGCAGCCGUCGCCGGCGACUUCGAACCGUCCAGCAUCGUAGACAACCUCACUGACACACCGGUGAGCCAGCCCGGCCCGUCCACGACGACGCUCAGUUACGACGUAUUCACCGAACUAGAUCCCCUCGGCACCGGCCGGAGUAAACCUUACGUUGACAAAAAACUCUUCUUUCAGGAGCUCAAAAAUCCGCCAAAGAAAGUGCUCAAAGACCUCGUUCCGACGACUCAGUCGCUCCUUACUGACAUAUUGCCGGUCACGACCGAGGCUAAGUCCGAUUACGGGCCAGCGACCACAAUGACGUCACUGUCCCGCCACUCCGGUGGCACCGUGGCGAUCGCGAAGCCGCAGCCCGCCAUGUUCACAGGGAACUUUUUCACGGCGGAUCCCUUCGCGGAGACGGACCCGUUCGAUAACACUGAUCCGUUUUCGGACUCGUUCAAGGAUGACCCUUUUACGAGUAUGCAGGAAUUCCCGAAGUCGAUGAGGGCGGACGAUGCGAGGAGGCCGAGUAGAGACGUGACACAUGACAAGUCUGAGAGUAUCGAGAGCGGCAAGAACGUGUUCAAUGGACCUUUACAAGUGACGCUGCCACCGGAACCGGUGCCGAAAUCGCCCAGGCUGCAGAGACAGGGCUUAGAAUCGAACUCGCUAUCGAUGACUAGUCGAACGAGAGCGAUAGGCGGUUCGCCCCCGCCUCCGCUGCCGCCCAAGAAGCCGGCGGACGUGUGCGCGGUGCGACCUCCGCCGCGACCGCCGCAUGACGAACCGCCUUCCGCUCCCUCGCCGCUCUCGCUCGCUUCCGCGUCCGUUUCCACCUCCGCCGGACCACCGUUACCGCGGCCUGCCAGGAAGAAGGAACCCUUGGCGGACCGCAGCAUGAAGCCGCGGCUGUCGUCCGCGUCGGCGGCCACCAACAGCAGCGAGGAGGAGUACCUGACGCCGGCGCCGCCGCCGCUGCCGGCCGCGCGCCGCUUCGACAUCACGCUCAGCCAGCUGCUCACCUGCACCAUGGACGAGCUCGCGCACAGAUUACGGGUACCAGCGACUACUCUUUCUUGCAUGACUCUACCUCAAUUAACAGAAUACCUCCGUUCAUAUUUGGCAUCCGAUAACGAGAGAGCACACAUCAACAUAGACUCUUCGAUGCGAACGGACAAAGACAAAACUAUACUACCAUCGUCAACUGUGACGAUACCGGAUAAACCCGUCCCCUCCGCACCAUCUAUAUCUGAAUUCCGAUCACAGUUUGAAGAUAAUUUUGCUCCAACGGAAUCUAAUGAUAGUUUCGUAGCAAACUUUGACGACUUUGAUAAAAAGGCCAACCCAUCAUAUGAUCGAUAUGCAGCGUUCAGAGAAAUACAAGAACAGGAACUAAAAUCGAAGUCAAUAUUAGAUCCUGUAGAUAUAGGUGAAACAGAUUCAAAACAAGACUCGGACGAAAAAGAAGAACUCAUGGCCAUAAAUGACCUAAUGCGAGCGAAAGAGGAUAUGAAAGUAGAUGCAAAAGAAAUGUCGAGAAGUCCACUAAGAACGCUAGACGAGCUGACACUGGAUACCUUUAAUAUGUUUCGAAGUUCAGUCAGUCCGAAGCCUAUGAAUAUCGACAUUAAAAUAGAAGAUAUAAAGACAGUGAUGAAGAAUUUGCAUUUAGAUAAAUCCAGAAGGAGUGUGUCACCACGGGAUAAUGGUAACAUUGAAAUAAAACAGGAUGAUGCCAGUGAUAGAUACGCGGCAUUACGCGAGAUUACUAUAACAGAGCCACCUCAGGAUGAGUUUGAAUCGUUACCCCCGGAAGCGCCAAAGGAACGUAAAAAGUCUGAUGAGAAAUCGGACGGUUUCGAUAACUCCGAUUUCUUCGAUUGUAUUGAUAAUAGUUCGCUAUCGUUCUCGCAUGUCGAGGACGCAUUUAGGAAGAGUCCAAUAGUGAAAGAGAAAGAAGAAGAACGAAAAUUGGAGGAAAAGAAAGAAGUGCAGAUAGAAUUAGCGCCAGUAAGAGAAUUACAACCACCCCCAGCACGGUUAUCUACAGAGUCUAUCAGUGACGUCGCUAGUGGCUCUUCCCCUGACACUAAAGAGAAGUGCGUGAGUGCGCGCGGCGUGUGUGCGGGCGGCGGCGGGGGCGCGGGGGCGGCGGCGGGCGCGGGCGGGGCGGGCGGCGGCGGCGGAGGGGGAGGGGGCGCGGGGGGCGGCGCGCGGUGGUCGUCGCUGGGCGCGGCCGCGUCGCCGUGGUCGUCCGACUCGCGCGACUCGGAGCCCCGCCCGCGGCGACGCAAGCUGCACACGCCGCCGGACAAGCGCGCGCACAGAGUGCAAACGUCGUCGUCGUCCCGCGACGUGUCGCCGUGGGAGGAGGAGCGGUCGCCGGCGUCCCCCGCGCCGCCCGCGCACCCCGCGCUCCCCGCACUCCCCGCACACCCCGCACACCCCGCGCUGCCCGCCCAGCGCGGACACCGCGCGCCUGCACACCACCGCGACCGAGACCGCGACUCCAGACACAAUUCCUCCGGCUCCAGAGAAUGCCUAGACUCGGGGAGCGGCCGCGAAAAAGAGAAAAUAAGGGACAAACGCGACCGCGAACUGAGCAGAGACGGACGAGACGCGGGACGCGACCGCGACCGCCGCGACUCGGGCAGCGACCGCCGCCGCGACCGCCGCUCGCGGGACCGCGACGACUCCUGGGACAGGGACCGCGCCUACCGGGACAGGGACUACAGGGACGCGCGCAGCCGCGACCGCUCCAAGGACUACCGGGACAAGGACCGCGACAGGCACAGGAAGGCCAGGCUCUCCUAUGACGAGGACGAAGAGGACUAUAGUGAUGGAUGCGGUUCAGGGAGAUCGUCGCCGCGUGACAGGUGGCCCGACCAACGCUGGAGACGAGAUGAAAGAAAUUAUGGUUCAUUGGGCUGGCGAGAAACGAGGCGUAGGGCUGAAAUAAGGCAGAGUGAAGAUCCCAGUGAUAGAAGAUAUGGCUCAACACUUGGUUGGCCCGGGCGUAGAACGGCAGCAAGUUCAAGGCGCGAAGUGCGCGAAGUUCGCGAAGCACGUGAAGAGAGAGAAGCAAGGGAGGCGCGAGAAGCACGGGAAGUGCGGGAAGCGAGGCGGAGGGCGCGCCGGGAGGAAAGGCCGCGGAGGGACUAUAGGUUCUCCAAUGACUUCUCCCCCAGGGACCAUCCCUCGCCCUUCGAUAACGACUUCCAGGACACGCCCACGUCUGCUACUAAGAAAAGGGGGCCGUACUCCACAUUAGAAGGAACAAGGUUCGCGUUCGACCCCGAGGAGAUCGGCGCUUCCCCGCAGUCGGCCGGUAGUUCCCGUGCCCGGGACGGCGACUCACCGGCCACACGAUUCCGGUUCGACUCCGAUUCUAUAUCACCUCGCUCGAUGUUCGAGGACGAUUUCACGGCCGCCUCCACGCCCCGAGGCAGAACUGCAUCUAUAGCUGAGGAAGACGAAAGCGACGUCCCGCCUCUCAGAUCGAAGCCCCAAUCGGCCCAUAGAGACAUAAAAAAGUCAGAAUCGGUAAAUAUAUUCACGCGAGAAAGUGACCCGUUCGAGGGAGACGCGUUCUUCGCAUGCACUGGGUCAGACCGCGCGGCGAGGCGAGACAACUGGCCCGGUGACUUCCAAGGUUUCGACAACGCGUGAGCCCUGCGCUCUGUCCGGUUUGUUACUCUGUGACCGGAACAGACUCGCCAUUAUUGAUUACUAAACAUAAUCACACCUUUGCGGGUCACGUUGGCACGUUUUAGUAGACGGGUAUGGACUUUUCUGGUCAGUGUAGAUAGAUACAUUAGUAAUUUAUUAUUAUGGAAUAUACCCAUAAUGUAUGACCGCAUAUAAGUAAGUAUUGAAAAUGAGAAGAGGUCACAUAGAUUUCAUUUUAAAUUAUUUUUCAAUUGUUUUAUAUGUUUAUUCUGAGUUAUACAAAAAAAUUUAAAAUAUUUGAAUUGAUUCUACAUAGUAUUUCAUUUUGUGGAAAUGAAGUGUGAUCAUGCAACUACUGCAUUGCAUGACAGUCUAGACACAACGGAAAUGGCGCGUCUUGCUAUUAAAUAUAUUAAAUUAAUUACAUUUUCAUGGAUCUCAGUAACGGAAAUAUGCAAUUAUUAAAAUUGAAAUUCUAAAUAUGUAUUAUCCACUGUGGGUACAAAAAUUACGAUAGAGUCGCCAUUAUAAUAAGCCUUUCUUUGAUGAUUGAAUUUUAAUUUUAAACAAUGUUCCGUUACUAGUUUUAGUUACAUAAAUCAAUAUAUAUUAUAAUAAUUUAUGAUUCUGUAUGCUAGUGUAAACUGUAAUAACAAUAUAUGUACUUGCAAAGUGUGAAAAAUGUAUUAUCAAUCCAUAUCAUUGAAGGCAGAAUUUUUAAAUCGAAUACAAUUAAAUUACACAUCAAAUUUAAAAUUUCAGUUCUAUAUAUUUUUUUUAAUAAAUUUAAACCCACACAGUACCCGUGACAUAUGGUAAGUGGUAGUUAUAAGUGACGUGCCGCUAUUUAUUAACUAGUCGAGUAAGGCUGUACACACUUGACCAUUGUCACCCUACUAGUAUUAUGUAUACGUAUGUUAAGACAUAUAUUGAUUUGGAUAAAACCAGUCCAAGUUUAUAUAGGCCUUGAGUCGCAACCUGUGAUAUGUAUAAGCAACGCCCUAUUAUUAUAUUUUGUUAAACGCUUCUGUAUUGUGUAUUGUGAUAUUGAAUCACUGUUAUCGUCAAAGUCCGAACCAUACCUCCUUUAUUCGACUUUUUUCUAAAUUAGACAUUUAAAAACAAGUUGGGCAAUAUUAGAGUAAUAAUUUAAAAAUUAUAUAAAGUCAAUCAAUACCAAAAUAUUUAAUACUCCGUUUAAAUAUUACGUAUUAUAUACUAGCCAUUUGUCCCGUUGUCUGGUCAAUUAUCUCGAUAAAAGACACUUAAUAGUUUUUUAGUAUGAAUAAAAUAAGCAUAUAAAUGUUUUGCUUUUUGUAAGACAGAGAUGGACUUAUUUGGAGACUAUUCCAUCCCCUUUUUUUAACCGUAAACAAUUAUAAUUAUAACAGUCACCUAAACCGCGUGCGGAUUACACACCCUUCGCAGUGUUUAAUACUAAUUUUAAAGUAAUGCCCUAGAACAAACCUACAUAUGUGUAUGUGACGCUGAUUCUAACCAAAUAACUUAUAUGAUUAACUAUUAAAAACAAUAUAUAAAAUAGUCAAGUAUAGCUAUAAAUAUAUACCUUUUGCUCUUUAUAAACAUGAUUUCUAAAAAUAAUAUUAUUAAUGAAA